AUGACCUUGUCCACUGAAAAAGAAGCAAAAUUGAAAGAACUACCACCGAACUUCAGUUUUUCAAGAGAUGAUCCGUUCUAUUUCGGACCGGCCACAUGCCAUUUGUUACAUUACACUCCAGCCGCUUAUAUGGCUGGUUUCGUUGAGAUGGCAAUGUUACUCGGAGGAUCACUUUGGUUCUGGCAGCUACACAGUGUCAAUCAAUCCAUGGAUACAUGGGUCGUUCUCUGUAUGUUCGGCUUAACAGCCGGUGGUCUCUUCACAACUGCUCUAAUGUUCUAUGGACUUAAGACAGAACAAGCUCGACUGAUUGCACCUAAACUGGCAUUCAUACAGCUCGAGAUUUUCAUUCUUAUGGUUUUCGCUGCAGUUGCAAUCGUGGCAAUGUCCUUUGGUAUUGGAUUGACGCACCAGUUAUUUGGUAUUUUUGUUCGGGUACCAGAGAUGGAACGUGAUUUCGGUCCGAUAUGGCCAUUCAACAUUGGCGCGAUUUCUUUCUUUGCAGCAGCUCUUUGCAUUUGGAUGCGAGUACUGGUAGGCAGUGCGAUGGAAUUCAUACUUGACAAGCAAUUCUUCACUGACGCUCCCUCUAUUGAAAUGGAAAAAACUUUGCCAAGACCUGAAUAA
This is a messenger RNA of Necator americanus (New World hookworm), 627 nucleotides long. RefSeq lists its product as uncharacterized. Bases 1 to 627 code for a protein of 208 amino acids. The record is from RefSeq and is a predicted model, not a curated record. NCBI's taxonomy places the organism in Eukaryota, Metazoa, Nematoda, Chromadorea, Rhabditida, Ancylostomatidae. The transcript is spliced from 6 exons.